Molecule: messenger RNA, 1895 nt
Organism: Danio aesculapii
Lineage: Eukaryota; Metazoa; Chordata; Actinopteri; Cypriniformes; Danionidae
Gene: ddx28
Product: DEAD (Asp-Glu-Ala-Asp) box polypeptide 28
Exons: 1
Coding region: 104-1780 (558 amino acids)
Biological process (GO): mitochondrial large ribosomal subunit assembly
Cellular component (GO): mitochondrion
Molecular function (GO): RNA helicase activity; nucleic acid binding; ATP binding
Source: RefSeq, a predicted model, not a curated record
AUACUAAGCAUGGACGCAUGUGAGAUCACUGUCCUAACUCAUUUGUCACAUUAAAGACAUGUAUUAAACGGGAAUCGCAAAUUCAUCUCCGCGUGUAUCAACGAUGCAGUCGGUAAAGAUGGGACGCUAUGUAUCUCUGGUGUCCAAACUCUCGCGGGCGGCACUCGGCUCUUGUAGCUCGGGACAACUCGCGGCCGUCAGCACGGGUUUACGAGCAAUGACAACCGCUAACGUGAACUCCCAGCCGGUGGUGAUCCGCAUCCCGAGACGCGCGCAGGAGCGCAUAGAGAGCAUCAAACAGAUGCAGAGCAAGAAGUUUGACAAGCUGCCAACCGUCAAGCCUGGGAGAUUAUUGAUCAAGAGCAAGAACCCGCAACUAAACCAGUCUGUGGGCUAUACUCUUGGGAAAUUUGAACAACCUGUUCUGACAUCAAAGGGUUGGAAGAGUAACAGAGCGGUAGGGGAUUACUUUUCCAUAAACAGCAUCCAGAGUGCUCCGCCGUUCGUGCCCAAGCAUAAGGAUGAGGGUGCUGACGGAGCUUCCGCGUCCAAAAAGACGUUUCACUGCUUCAACCUUUGUCCAGAACUGGUGGAAACCUUACAGAGCCAGAAUAUAAUUCACCCCACCACAGUGCAGUUGCAAACCAUUCCUAAAAUACUAAAAGGACGGAAUAUCCUCUGUGCGGCCGAGACGGGGAGUGGGAAAACUCUGACCUACCUCCUUCCCAUCAUCCACCGGCUCCAGGAGGAACUGCUCACAGACUCUGAGAGAAGCAUUCGCGCUGUCGUCAUCGUCCCAUCAAGGGAGCUAGCAGAACAAGUGACUUCAGUAGCACGCCCAAUCAGCGGACGUUUUGGGCUCGUGGUCAAAGUUGUAGGAGGUGGGAGAGGUGUGGGAACCAUCAAAGCAGCAUUCGCUCAUGGUCAGCCAGAUGUUUUGGUGUCCACCCCUGGAGCCCUGCUGAAGGCCCUCUGGAAGCGCUUCAUCAGCUUGAGUGAACUAAACUUCCUGGUCAUCGAUGAAGCCGACACCAUGUUUGACGACAGUUUCGCAGGUAUGCUUGAGAAGAUACUUUCACACACUCAGGUGGCGUCCAGGCUGUCUGAAACUGUCGGACUCACUCAUAAAGCUCAGCUGGUUAUUGUGGGGGCCACAUUUCCUGGUGGCGUUGGUGACGUCCUGAGUAAAGUGACCGACCUGGCUAGCAUCUCCACUGUUAAAAGCAGGAUGCUCCAUCACCUCAUGCCACACAUAAAGCAGACGUUUCUAAGGGUCAAAGGCGCAGAUAAGAUUCUAGAGCUUCAUCAGGCUUUAAAAAAGGCCGAGCAGGAACAGAAAGGGGUUUUGGUGUUUUGCAACUCUGCUUCCACUGUUAACUGGCUGGGCUACUCGCUGGAGGAGAUGGGUGUUGGUCACAUGAGGCUACAGGGGGAGAUGCCGGCUGCUAUGAGAGAGGGAGUUUUCAGGGACUUUCAGCAAGGAAAAACGGAUGUGUUAAUUUGCACCGAUAUAGCUUCCAGAGGUUUGGACACACAGCGCGUUGGACUUAUUGUCAAUUAUGACUUUCCAGAGAGCCAGACUGAUUAUAUCCACCGGGCAGGACGUGUGGGGAGAGCAGGGGGCUCUGAGGGAGGGGAAGUGCUGAGUUUUGUCACUCAGCCAUGGGAUGUGGAGCUUGUGCAGAAGAUAGAGACGGCAGCCAGGAGGAGGACAUCUUUACCAGGCAUGGAGACUGACAUCCAGAAACCCAGCCAAACAACAGAUGCUAAAGAAGUUUAAUAAGGCCAUGACAUACAUUAUUUAAAUUUACAGACCAUCUCUAUAUAACAUGCUAAAUGUUUAUUUUUUAUGUGUUGUAUGGAGGAUUUAAAAUAAACAAUGUUUUGUCCUAAAA